UAUAAGAAAUGCUAGGUCAAUGCUCCCACACGUUGGAGCUAUUAUACUAUGUAAACAAUAAACCCUCUUCUUGGCUUCCCAUUUGCGUACGUUGGCACGCCGAGUGUUUUGUGGAGGAAAUGGGGAGCAGCGCGGCGCAGCGGCGGCGAUGGACGCUGGCUCUGGUGACCACGGCGGCGCUGCUGGAGCGCGCGGAUGAGCAGCUGCUUCCCGCGGUGUACAAGGAGGUCGGCGAGGCGCUGCGCGUGUCCCCCACCGCGUUGGGCUCCCUCUCGCUGUGCCGCGCGCUCGUGCAGGCCGUCUGCUACCCGCUCGCGACGUGCGCCGCGGCGCGCUGCGACCGCGCGCGCGUCGUCGCCGCCGGCGCAGUCCUCUGGGCCGUGGCCACACUGCUCGUCGGCGCCUCGGGCACUUUUCUCCAUGUCAGUGUCUCUGCAUGCCACGACACGAGGGGCUUCAACGGCGUCGGGCUGGCGCUCGUUGUGCCGGCGAUCUACUCCCUGGUGGCGGACUACAGCGACGACGGCACGCGCGGCUCGGCGUUCGGGUGGGUGGGGAUGGCGCAGUUCAUGGGCCGUGUCGCCGGGAACACCCUCGGCGUGCUGCUAGCGGCGACGAGCUUCCUCGGCGUCCCAGGCUGGCGGCUGGCGUUCUACGCCCUCGCGCUCGUCAGCGCCUCCAUCGCCGCCCUAACGUGGCUGCUCGGCGCCGACCCCCGCCGCCCCGUCACCGUCCGCGGCGCGAAGUCCGCCACGGCCGCGGCGGCCACGCUGGCCCAGCUCGCCCGAGAAGCCAGGGACGUGGUGAAGGUGCCGACGUUCCAGAUCAUCGUGGCGCAGGGCGUGGCCGGGUCGGUGCCGUGGUCGGCGCUCAGCUUCGCCGCCAUGUGGCUGGAGCUCGCCGGGUUCACGCACUGGCAGACCAGCGCGCUGACCGGCCUCAACAACCUCGCCAACGCGGUCGGCGCGCUGUUCGCGGGGUUCGUCGGGGACCCACUGGCGCGGCGGUUCCCGGACACGGGCAGGAUCGCGCUUGCGCAGGUGUGCACCGCGUCCACCGUCCCGCUCGCCGCCGUCCUGCUGCUCGCGCUCCCCGACGACCCCGCCGCGGUGGCCGCGUACGCCGCCACGUUCUUCGUCCUGGGCUUCGUCAUGCCCUGGUGCCCCGUCGCCACAAACAACCCAAUUUUCGCGGAGGUCGUGCCGGAGAAGGCGAGGACGACGGUGUACGCGCUGGACAGGUGCUUCGAGACGGUGUUCGCCUCGUUCGCGCCGCCGCUCGUGGGCAUCCUGGCGGAGCGCGUCUUCGGGUACCAACCGGCGGCCGCGUCCGGCAGGAGCGUGGAGGCUGACAGGGACAGGGAGAACGCCGCCGCCCUCGGCAAGGCGGUGUUCGCAGAGAUCGCCGUGCCGGUUGCCGUCUGUUGCCUCGCCUACACCGGGCUGUACUGGACUUACCCCGCCGACAGACAGCACGCGCAGACGGCCGCUCUGCAACUGCAAGCGGCGGGGGAUCAGGACUGCGACUGCGAAGCCCAUGCUGCUGCAGGAGCUGAGGGCUUGAACCAAGCGCUAUUGCCGGAACAAGAACGGAGUAGCAAAUUCUGAAGAAUACAUACAUACAUACACAGAUACACUUCAAGCUGGCUAACCAAUGGACAGAUUCGAUAUACAAUCAUUUCAAAUACCAAAGAUUGUAUUGUAUUGUAAAAACAUGCUAUUGAAUUGCUUUAAUGCAAAGACAAUCAUACGUACAUGCGUAUACUUGGAGAA
Messenger RNA from Sorghum bicolor (sorghum), 1772 nucleotides. RefSeq lists its product as uncharacterized. Gene Ontology annotation, biological process: transmembrane transport. Bases 9 to 1607 code for a protein of 532 amino acids. Gene Ontology annotation, cellular component: membrane. Lineage: Eukaryota; Viridiplantae; Streptophyta; Magnoliopsida; Poales; Poaceae. The transcript has 3 exons. The record is from RefSeq and is a predicted model, not a curated record. Gene Ontology annotation, molecular function: transmembrane transporter activity.